Messenger RNA from Lachnellula hyalina, 180 nucleotides. RefSeq lists its product as uncharacterized. The coding region runs from base 1 to 180 and encodes 59 amino acids. The record is from RefSeq and is a predicted model, not a curated record. Lineage: Eukaryota; Fungi; Ascomycota; Leotiomycetes; Helotiales; Lachnaceae. Gene Ontology annotation, biological process: outer mitochondrial membrane organization. The transcript is spliced from 2 exons.
AUGUCGCUAAUACAAUAUUCCAAGGCAAACCUUCCAAACCUACGCCGGCUGUUUGUUGAAGCUCGAACAGAUGCAGAAGAGAGUGCAUAUUCGAGAAAUGCCUUUUACAAUAUCGUGCUAUUCAUGUCAUCGGUUGCUGUCGUCAGUCUGGUGGCUCAACGAAUGAACAAGACUGCUUGA